Molecule: messenger RNA, 726 nt
Organism: Alligator sinensis (Chinese alligator)
Lineage: Eukaryota; Metazoa; Chordata; Crocodylia; Alligatoridae
Exons: 3
Coding region: 1-726 (241 amino acids)
Biological process (GO): immune response; immunoglobulin production
Source: RefSeq, a predicted model, not a curated record
AUGAAGGGGCUGGUCUCAGCUCUGGGGCUUUAUGAGAGACUCAGAGGGUCCCAGCCAGAGACUCGUUUGUGCCAGGAAGUUGAACUGAUCAGGAUUGUCACCAUGGCCUGUGCCCUGCUCUUCCUUGCGCUGGUCACGUGCUGCUCAGGGGUCUGGUCGCAGCCUGUGGUGACUCAGGAGCCUGCGGUGUCCGUGUCCCCAGGAGGGACUGUCACUCUGUCCUGCAGCCUGAGCACCGGAGCCAUCACCUCCAGCAACUAUCCUGGUUGGUACCAGCAGAAACCUGGCUCUCCCCCUCGGUUGCUUAUAUACAACACCAACAGCAGGCCCUCAGAGAUCCCCACCCGGUUCUCAGGGUCCAUAUCUGGUCAGAAGGCCACCUUGACCAUCACGGGGGUCCAAGCCGAGGAUGAGGCUGACUACUACUGUAUUGUGUAUACUGGCAGCAGUGCGUGGUGCACAGUGAUAGAGAUGAAUGGGGAACUGAGACAUAAACUUCCCUUUCCACCUGCGCCUGCUGCCGACUCAUUGCUCUGGCUGCAGAGUUUGGUUUUGCCGGCUCCAUUUUCAUUAGAAACCCCUAUACACUCCCUAAUCUCUGUCACCACAGCCCAUGUCCUGCAGGUCAGCUCAGACAGCCCCUGCAGACUACCAGAUGCAUGUUUUAAAUACUCUCUGAACUUCAUUUACCAACCACAAUAUUUCAUGGUGUCAGUGGAUCAAUGA